Molecule: messenger RNA, 2149 nt
Organism: Scatophagus argus
Lineage: Eukaryota; Metazoa; Chordata; Actinopteri; Scatophagidae
Gene: rnf115a
Product: ring finger protein 115a
Exons: 9
Coding region: 1-1107 (368 amino acids)
Biological process (GO): protein ubiquitination; positive regulation of DNA-templated transcription; ubiquitin-dependent protein catabolic process
Cellular component (GO): cytoplasm; nucleoplasm
Molecular function (GO): ubiquitin protein ligase activity
Source: RefSeq, a predicted model, not a curated record
AUGUGGCUUCUCGUUGACAGCACAACAACGCUUCCGCUCUUUGGGUUUGCUAGCUUGGAUUUGCCCAGCAGUGCCGCGGUGCAUGCCGGGGCGGAGGUGGACAGCUGCCUUCAGUUUGUGGAGGACCGACGUCAGUGUUUGAGUAGCUCAGGGGGGAAGAUGGCGGAGGCUGCGGCUGUUCCACCGCAUCGGUUUUUCUGUCACUGUUGUAAGGGAGAAGUGAACCCCAAACUCCCGGAGUACAUCUGUCCAAGAUGUGAUUCAGGGUUCAUAGAGGAAGUCACAGAAGACUCCAGUCUCCUAGAGGGUGGCGCUAAUGGGAUAGAUGACACAGCCACACACUUUGCAGAGCUAUGGCACCUUUUGUUGCUGGAGCGGCCAUUUACAGACGGUGACACGCCUGACUCAGAACCUCGGCUCCCUGGAGGCCGUUUGGGGGGUCUCAGUGACCUGGGGGGAUUGGGAGGGGGACCAAUUGGGGGGUCAGUCCCAGCAGGCCUAGGGGGACCCAUGGGGGGUUUACUAGGAACUGGCGACCACUGGGGACCAGGACGUCCCCCUCGCCUUCACAGCCAGAGGAGAUACCGGUCCAGAGGUAGCAGUAGGCCAGACCGCUCACCUGCUGUGGAGGGGAUUGUACAACAGUUUCUUACUGGUCUCUUUGCCAGUUCUGGGGUCCCUGGCUCACCUCCCCUCUCAUGGACGGGGAUGCUGCACUCUAACCCCGGGGAUUACGCCUGGGGACAGGGAGGGUUAGACGCUGUGAUAACACAGUUACUAGGGCAGCUGGAGAACGCAGGACCUCCUCCAGCAGAGAAAGAGAAGAUCUCUUCUCUCCCAACUGUCAGUAUCUCUCAGGAACAAGCAGACUGCUGUAUGGAAUGUCCGGUGUGCAAAGAGGACUUCACAGUGGGAGAGCCAGUCAGACAGCUACCAUGUAACCACUUCUUUCAUUCAGACUGUAUAGUACCAUGGCUGGAAAUGCAUGACACAUGUCCAGUGUGUAGGAAGAGUUUGAACGGAGAAGACAGCAGCAGCAGCCAGCCCCCUUCAGAGUCCCCCUCCCUCUCCAUGGACCCCCGCACACAGGAGAGAUGGUCCUUCUGAGACGCCCACCUGUCUCAUCCCUCGGUUCUCCCCGCCUACAUCCAACAACGCACUGAGAAGGCGAAAUGCUUCUCACUUUCCUCUUUUCAUCUCUGUUGCCGUCAUAAUCAUCUCGGUCUGAUAUUUGAUAUGGUUCUUUUUUUGUUGUUGUUGUUUGUUUUUUUUUGUAUUUUUUAUUUUCUAUUUUAAUGCCUUUUUCAUCAACCAUGUAUGCAGAUACUCGUACAGACGUCUUAACAGUCACUUGAGGUCUCGGAUUCUUUUUUUUUUUUUUUUUUUGCCUAAUAACAAACCAGCCUAGAUUGAUGAUCAAGACCAUGUUUUCUCUUCUUUCAAACUUCUAUUCUCUCUCUUGAAAUGCACUGCUGCGAUACACUAUUGUGAGGAAAUGCCAAACUUUUUAUCAUACAUAUCCUCUUUACUCAUCAGCAAAUUAACUGAGUCCUGCAACUGAGCCCUGUAUGGCAUAUUUGAAUACUAAAGUGGUUACUUUCACUCUUGGUGUUUACUGGGACUGGAUCUGACAACAUGAACACCUUUACACCUGCAAUAAAUGUCUUGUUAAUGAAGGGUAUAAUGUUUUACUUUUGGGUUUUCACUCUGGGUGGCUGCUGUUUAAUGUCCGUAAAUGGAAGCUGUCUUAUAGGGUGAAAGCAAAGGAGUUUUUACGCCUUCCAGAACUGUUCCGCAUCUGAGAAAAAAAAAAACAAAAUUAAAAAAUCAAACAUCAUCACAGCGAAAUUUAAAAAUUACAGCAUUCGGUCCGUUACGUAAUGCUUAAGAUUUAAAAAUACUCCUCAUGGUGUAUAUAUUAUGAAACAGAUGGCAUCCCUCUGUCAUUUUAUUCCUUCUGUUUAUGUUUCCCCCCCACAUUUUUAUCAUUUUUUGAUGUAAAUAAUUUUAGUCCAACAACUUAUGGUUUGCAAAAGGAAAAAAAAAAACAUUGAGAAUGGAGACACAAAUGUGAAAUACCCGGCUAUCGACCUGUAUAUUAUAUAUAUGAAAAAAUGUCUAUGAUGUAUUAAUAAAUUGACAAGAAAAA